UACUCCUCAGCCAGAGCCGACUCACAGAGUUAAGCUCGGCUCAAGACACGAAUAAUGUUUGGUAAAUAGAGUGAUAUUAGAGUAUGUGCCUACAGACUAGAAUUAAUCAGAUCUAUUAUUAUCAAUUAGCACACGUUAUUAACUACACUCUUGUCGAAACUGAGCUUAUAAGAUUAGCUUUGGUUUCGCAAUGAUUAGUUAAAGUAUAAUGACGGCUUUAAAGUGAUUUGAGUCAUAUCACGUGGUGGUUUUGAAACAACGGUCGUAUCUUUCUGCGUCGCCAUUUUGACACGGUCCUUUGAGAAACAGUUCCUUGUUUGGGAUAGUACACAUACAUGUACGUCAAACAUCACCUCUCUGGUCAAACCAUUAACUUCAUUCUCUAUGUGGUGAACAGCUGACAAUACGAAGUUCCAUAUAGAUAUAGGAAUGUAUAGAAUAAUGGUGCUCUGCUUACUUUCAAGAACGAUGGUUUUUAGUAGUGAUAAUAACACUACCGUAACGGAUUUUCAACCUUCCAACGACGUACCAGAGAGACGUGCAAGAGAUGGUGAUUACAUCGGUUGCUAUCCUCGAGGUUGCUUGGGAUUCGACUACCAUGCAGACCUCACAAACACAACGACACCAGACACUUGCACAGCAGCAUGUAAAGAAAAUGGAUUCCAUAUUGCAGCAUUGUACAACAUAACAGAGUGUGCUUGCUCCUGUAAGCAGACAUGUCUUGCCAAGCAGAUGGCUGACAAGAACUGUGGCUUACCAUGCAAACCUGAUUUGGAAAGAUUAUGCGGUGGUUUUACUGUUGCGUCUCAUUACGUUGUUAAACCGGUUAAGGCAUUGAACAACGAUUGCAUUAAACAUGGAAUUGGUGAAAUUAAUGGAUCGUCAGGAACAAAGAAACCACCUGUCAGUGAUUUUACCCCAAUCUAUAUUACUGCCGGGAUAGGUUCGGCCGUCACCACGUUCCUAAUCGUCCGCUUUGCUUGUUUAAGAAAGAGUGAUCGUCGGGUGAUUUACACACCUCGCAAUCAUUCCCGUAGGUGGCAUGCCCAUGCUUCAUCUCACGAAAACAAAGAGCGGCCUCCCAAUGACCCACAGACAAUGAGAAAUCAGCUUCGGCUACCUCCAUGCCAUCUUAGCGGUACACACCAGUCAUCUGGCAUCGAGUCAACAUCACACACACACAUUCGAAGAGACGUAGAACCAACCAUGGGUAACAUGCCGGUGGUGGAAUCUUCUUUCUACCAUGUUCUGACCGAGGAGGAUGGCGAGGAGACGCGUAGUCAAUGUCUCUCGUUGGCCACUGAGAAUGCUUAUGAGUACGUCGAAUGCCGGGCUUACAUUGAAACUUUACCUCGGUCGGCUGCUUUCAUACACAGACAUGGGGAUACACCUCGAUAUCCUGAGAAUAACGAAGAGGUUGAGCAUGAAAUGGUCAACAAUGAACUCUACGCAAUGCCGGAGAAAUAGUGUGCUUUGUAUUUGUCAACGUUGAUAAUAUCUUUCAAGGACAUUAACAUUAUUGUACAUACAACUUCGUGACUUAUAAAGGUACUGUUAAUUCUCGGAUUUUUAAAGACAAAUAGCCCUUAUAACGAAAAUUGAAUGUAAUAUCCACAUGACAAAUUUAAAGAAGUGACACGUUUAGACGUGCAUGCUUUAGGAGAUCUCAAUGUGUUAUAUAUAACUGGCCUCGUGUAUGCCUACCGCUAGUUGGUGCAAAUAGUAAAUUGGCUCCCUCGCUCGCCCGUUAUUGUGUGAUGGAACCAGCACCUCUAAAAGUGCUCAAGGAAACGUUUGCUGCAGAGCUAUCCAACAACCAAUCGACCAUUAUGCGCACUGCUACUUCUGUCAUGUCCAUUUAGACCUGAGUGUGAUUAUAGCAAAUAUGAUGAUCAUUGUGAACAAAAGUGACAGCGUUUUGGAACUUCACGGGAAGUGCACAUGAAUCAAAUAAGUUAUGGACCAGAUUUGAUUUGCCUUGUUAUUACCUUCACAGGCUAUUUCAAACUGUCUUGGUUGACCUGAGAUAGAUGGGGUUUAUUUCUUGUCUCAUCCAUAUUUCUUGUUUAGUCCCUUCAAAAAGAAUACAUGUAAAUAUUUGAAACGAAUUUGGUAUUUAUUGUUAUUUACACGUACUAUAUCCGUGCACAGGUAGAUAUUAUAGACCAUUUUCACGAGCUGUUAAUACUUAUGCUUGAACCAAUAUGUAAAUUAAAGACAUUAAUAUUUAAUGGUAAUGGAUUCAUAAAAUGCGAUUCAUUAAAAGAUUAAUAUGCGUGAACACAAAUAUAUAACAAAUGUAAAAUGUUUUGUGUUCUAUGCGUAUUUUAACUGUAAAAAUUAUUGUACCUUCACAGAUUUGUCUUUCGAUAAUGAAACGAUUCGUUGCCCUUCUAAUGUACAAAGCCAAUGGAAACAGACUUUCUAUGUAAAACCAUGGAUCAGUAAAGAUGAAAUGAAUGAAUAAAUCACUCAUUCACUUUGAACAACCGCGACUGUACGUCCAAUUUUGCAUCUGCUUGUGCAGCAGCGUAUCGCAGAUGAUGCGACAAAAGCAGGUAAGAGUAUCAUUAAAACGGUAUUGCUUUUAAAAAUGUGUUGGAUAGAAUUGUGUUGUAGGCUAUAAGCUACACCCUACAUUAUGUAAAAUAACCCUUUAAGGCUAUUUGGCCCCUCUUGAAUAAAAGUCAGAUUGCUAAUUUAAGCAACUUUGAUUAGGGGCAGAUAACUGUGAGAAUGUAACUGCUUCUCAGCCAGAGACCGACAAAGUUAUAUAUGCUAGACUCAAGAAAGUAAAAGAGUGAUAUUAGAGCAUGUGACUAUAUAUAUUAUACGUAUUCAGAGCUAUUAGGAUCAAUUAGCACACUUUAUUCACUAUACCCUUGACGAAAGUGAGCUGCUACGAAGAUCCAUUGUGGUUUUGCACAUUAUUAAAUAAAUUAUGGCAAAAUUAUAGAAAGGGCCGUCCAUCAA
Molecule: messenger RNA, 2973 nt
Organism: Strongylocentrotus purpuratus (purple sea urchin)
Lineage: Eukaryota; Metazoa; Echinodermata; Echinoidea; Camarodonta; Strongylocentrotidae
Exons: 5
Coding region: 430-1467 (345 amino acids)
Source: RefSeq, a predicted model, not a curated record